Perkinsus marinus ATCC 50983 is the source of this 431-nucleotide messenger RNA. RefSeq lists its product as hypothetical. The record is from RefSeq and is a predicted model, not a curated record. The transcript is spliced from 3 exons. The annotation marks the transcript as partial. Lineage: Eukaryota; Perkinsozoa; Perkinsida; Perkinsidae.
UUAAGUCUGAAUCAAGUACCAGAGCAGAGAGAUUGAUGCAGACAGCUUUGAAUCCUCUGCAAAGCUGGGCAGACGAUUUGAAGCUUACUACAAACGCCCUUGAGACCCAGUGCAUCGCUUUCAUACUCGGAAGUGCCAAGUCCUCACCGAGGUUGCCUUUGUAUGGUCAGCAGCAGAAAAUUACACAGAAUGCUGGUGCGAGACUCAUUAUUGGGUUGCCGAAACAAACUUCUGCUGACUUGGUUCUGCGCGAGUCUGGACUGGAGCCAAUCAACUAUCUCCUGGAUCUGGCCAUUAUAGGAUGUGUGCUUGAUGGGUACGUUCUAUGUGAGAAGGCAGUGCCGCUCAGUCCCUAUGGUUCGAUCUACUAUGCUGAGUUGGCUGAUGUCUUCCAUGCUAUAUGGUGGUUACUGAGUAUGGCUGGUAGACUG